Aegilops tauschii subsp. strangulata is the source of this 945-nucleotide messenger RNA. RefSeq lists its product as uncharacterized. NCBI's taxonomy places the organism in Eukaryota, Viridiplantae, Streptophyta, Magnoliopsida, Poales, Poaceae. The record is from RefSeq and is a predicted model, not a curated record. Gene Ontology annotation, molecular function: protein binding.
AUGGCCAGGCCACGCGUACGCCACGCCGGCGGCGGCAUCGCCGACGACGUCCUCCGCGAAGUCUUCGCGCGCCUGCCGGGCUACCAGGACCUUCUCCGGUGCGCGGCGACCUGCAAGCGAUGGUACCGACUCAUCACGGACCGGGCCUUUCUUCGGCAGGUCGGCCUCUGGCCGGAGACGGCGCGCCGCCCGUCCGUCCUCGUCGGGAUCUUCUCCCAGAGAACAGAGCCCGGAACACCGAUCCAGCCCUUGAAGAGAAAACCGUCUACCCCUCCGGAGUUCUUAAGCCUUGUGGCCGGCGGCGCGCACCUGACGUUCAACUCGUUCGUCGACGACGACGACGGGCUCUUCAACCUCGCGAGGCCACUGGCGUCGCGCCGCGGUUUCCUCCUCGUGCGCGUCUUGCUGCCUGACCGUGAGAAGCUCCAUCUAGCGGUGUGCCGCCCUCUGAUCGACACGCGGGGCACACAUCUUCUCCCGGAGCCGCCCUUCCACCCAAGCCCUACGUCCCUGGAUAGAGAUGCAGUUGGCUGGGCGCUUCUCACAAGCGCAGACAAUGGCGACGAUGGCUAUGCAAAUUCAGACGACCGGCUCCAAUCUACUUUCCAAGUUCUUCUGAUUUACACGGAUGACGACGGACUUAUGUACACAUGCUCCUACUCCUCGUCCUUGCGUGUUUGGAGCGUGCCUACCGAGUGUUGCCGAGCUCCAGAUCUCACUAGGUGUGGGCCGCGCGCUGGCGUUGUCACCCACGGCGACAGCGGCACUGCGCAUUGGUUGUACAGAGACGGUACAAGCUUCUACGCAGUCGGUGUAAGCAGCGCCACGGCACGUGCCUCUUUGACCAAGAUACCAAUCGAAUUCCGCCAUGGCCGUCUAAAGCCGCCAUUACUAUGCACUGUCGAGGAAGGCGGAAGUAUCUCGUUUGUCAAUAGACCCAGUUGA